AUGGCCCUCUCCAACCAGAUCGCUCAGUCCUCGAGACAGGCCGAGGAAGAGGCCCAGAUCCGCUAUGUUAUCAACAACCUCGAAGCCAUCAACCGCAAACUCGGCGAGGCCGACCCCACCGAGAUCAUCGAAUGGGCUAUCAACAACCUGCCGGGACUCUAUCAGACCACUGCUUUCGGCAUCACGGGCUGCGUCACGGUCGACAUGAUCUCUCGCAUCAGCGAGCAGCGUGCUGCCAAAGAAGGCCGCCCUGCCAAGCACCUGGUACCACUCAUCUUUGUCGACACGCUCUACCACUUCCCGCAGACGCUCGACCUGGCGCACAAGGCGGCCAAGCACUACAACGCCGAGAUGCACGUCUACACGCCACCGGGCACCAAGACUGUGCGCGAGUUUGAGGACAAGUGGGGUCCGCAGCUGUGGGAGAAGGACGAGGACACGUACGACUACCUCGUCAAGGUCGAGCCUGCGCGUCGAUCGUACGAGGAGCUGGGUGUCCGCGCCGUCUUCACGGGCCGUCGUCGAUCACAGGGCGCCGACCGUGCCUCGCUCAAAGCGGUCGAGGUGGACGAGACAGGACUGAUCAAAGUCAAUGCACUAAUGAACUGGUCCUUCGGUCAAGUCGAUGCCUACGCCAAAGCCAACGCUGUACCCUACAACGAGCUGCUCGACCUGGGCUACAAGUCGAUCGGCGACUGGCACUCGACGGCGCUGCCUGGCUCGGGCGACUCGGGCGAGCGUGCAGGCAGGUGGAAGGACAAGGCUGGCAAGACCGAGUGCGGUCUGCACAAGGACUACUUCAAGAUGAAGAACCUCGCCGAAAAGAAGCUGCGUGAAGCUGAGCUGGCGCGCAAGGACGAGGCCAAGGACAAGGCGGCCGCGGCGGGAGCGCAAGCAACGUCCCCAGCCGCUAUUGCGUAA
This is a messenger RNA of Sporisorium graminicola, 921 nucleotides long. RefSeq lists its product as uncharacterized. NCBI's taxonomy places the organism in Eukaryota, Fungi, Basidiomycota, Ustilaginomycetes, Ustilaginales, Ustilaginaceae. Bases 1 to 921 code for a protein of 306 amino acids. The transcript has a single exon. The record is from RefSeq and is a predicted model, not a curated record. Gene Ontology annotation, cellular component: cytoplasm. Gene Ontology annotation, molecular function: phosphoadenylyl-sulfate reductase (thioredoxin) activity.